Messenger RNA from Arachis ipaensis, 621 nucleotides. The record is from RefSeq and is a predicted model, not a curated record. NCBI's taxonomy places the organism in Eukaryota, Viridiplantae, Streptophyta, Magnoliopsida, Fabales, Fabaceae.
CAACUUGACUUCGUCCAGCACUUAGAAAUCGAUAUUGAACCUAGUACAAGCAUGCCGGGUCGUACUACGCCUCACGAUUUUCAAUAUCACAGUCCCAGGGUGACAACACCGGAUAGGAGCUCCUCAGAAUCCGACCAGAGGGAAAACGGCAACAAGGUUUUCACGAAUGGAUCUAGCAUAAUGGUAACUGAAGGCGAUCUUUUGCAGCCUGAAAGGAUCCAUAAUGGGAUUGUGUUCAAUGUUAUCAAGAAAGAAGACUUGUCACCUUCAAGUAGGAGUCAUGAUAGUUUUAGCAAUGAAGUCGCCGAGUCUAUCCAAAUUUAUUGUCCAGGGAAGGAGAUGGACACUGCUAGCACAGUUUCUGAUUCCGAAAAUGGCGACAAUGAAACAAUUACCCUAGACAACAACUCCGAAGUUGAUUCCAGUGCCGAUUUGGGUAAGGAUAAAACCGUUGCUGACCGUUAACUCUUGGCAAUUUUCCCUGGUGAGUUCAAUACUUCGAUGCUAUUGAACGUAGAUUGUUAAUAGCAUGAAAUUUGGUCUUGCCAAGGAAAAUAUUUACUUACCCUUAUAAGUUAUGUGUUCUUAGUGUAGAUCAUUACACCCACUUAUGAAAAUAUC